This is a messenger RNA of Loxodonta africana (African savanna elephant), 2409 nucleotides long. It is a transcript of the gene HSPA9, whose product is annotated as heat shock protein family A (Hsp70) member 9. The transcript is spliced from 17 exons. The record is from RefSeq and is a predicted model, not a curated record. Gene Ontology annotation, cellular component: cytoplasm; mitochondrion. Gene Ontology annotation, biological process: protein folding. NCBI's taxonomy places the organism in Eukaryota, Metazoa, Chordata, Mammalia, Proboscidea, Elephantidae. Bases 88 to 2127 code for a protein of 679 amino acids. Gene Ontology annotation, molecular function: ATP binding; ATP-dependent protein folding chaperone.
UUCCAGAAGGGUUGCUACCGCCGCGCAGCGCAGCUCCCGGCCGUCCGAGCGACUGUUUGCUGUUCUGUACUCCCUCGUCUAGCCGCCAUGCUAAGCGCCAGCCGAGCCGCGGCCGCCCGUCUGGUCGGCGCCGCAGCCUCCCGAGGCUCCACGGUCGCCCGCCACCAGGAUAGUUGGAACGGCCUUAGUCAUGAGGCUUUUAGAAUUGUUUCAAGGCGGGACUAUGCGUCAGAAGCAAUCAAGGGAGCAGUUGUUGGUAUUGAUUUGGGUACUACCAACUCCUGUGUAGCAGUUAUGGAAGGGAAACAAGCAAAGGUGCUGGAGAAUGCCGAAGGUGCCAGAACAACCCCUUCAGUUGUGGCCUUUACAGCAGAUGGUGAACGACUUGUCGGCAUGCCGGCCAAGCGGCAGGCUGUCACCAACCCAAACAACACCUUCUAUGCCACCAAGCGUCUCAUUGGCCGCCGAUACGAUGACCCUGAAGUACAGAAAGACAUUAAAAAUGUUCCGUUUAAAAUUGUCCGUUCCUCCAAUGGUGAUGCCUGGGUUGAAGCACACGGAAAACUCUAUUCUCCAAGUCAGAUCGGAGCAUUUGUGUUGAUGAAGAUGAAGGAGACUGCAGAAAAUUAUUUGGGGCAUGCAGCAAAAAAUGCUGUUAUCACAGUCCCAGCUUAUUUCAAUGACUCUCAGAGACAGGCCACUAAGGAUGCUGGCCAGAUAUCUGGACUAAAUGUGCUUCGAGUGAUUAAUGAACCCACAGCUGCUGCUCUGGCCUAUGGUCUAGACAAGUCUGAAGAUAAAAUCAUUGCCGUGUAUGAUUUAGGUGGUGGAACUUUUGAUAUUUCUAUCCUGGAAAUUCAGAAAGGAGUAUUUGAGGUGAAAUCCACCAAUGGAGACACUUUCUUAGGUGGAGAAGACUUUGACCAGGCCUUGCUACGACACAUUGUAAAGGAAUUCAAGAGAGAGUCGGGUGUUGAUCUGACCAAAGACAACAUGGCGCUUCAGAGGGUGCGAGAAGCUGCCGAGAAGGCCAAGUGUGAACUCUCCUCAUCUGUGCAGACUGACAUCAACUUGCCAUAUCUUACAAUGGAUGCUUCUGGACCCAAGCAUUUGAACAUGAAGCUGACUCGGGCUCAAUUUGAGGGUAUUGUCACUGACCUAAUCAGGAGGACUAUCGCCCCGUGCCAGAAAGCCAUGCAAGAUGCAGAAGUCAGCAAGAGUGACAUAGGAGAAGUGAUUCUUGUUGGUGGCAUGACUAGGAUGCCCAAGGUUCAACAGACCGUGCAGGAUCUUUUUGGCCGAGCCCCAAGUAAAGCUGUUAAUCCUGAUGAGGCUGUGGCCAUUGGAGCUGCCAUUCAGGGAGGUGUGUUGGCUGGUGAUGUCACAGAUGUGCUACUCCUGGAUGUCACUCCCCUGUCUCUGGGUAUUGAGACUCUGGGUGGCGUCUUUACCAAACUUAUUAACAGGAACACCACUAUUCCAACCAAGAAAAGCCAGGUAUUUUCUACAGCUGCUGAUGGGCAGACUCAAGUGGAGAUUAAAGUGUGCCAGGGUGAGAGAGAGAUGGCUGGAGAUAACAAACUUCUUGGACAGUUUACUUUGAUUGGAAUUCCCCCAGCCCCUCGUGGAGUCCCUCAAAUUGAAGUUACAUUUGACAUUGAUGCCAAUGGGAUCGUACAUGUUUCUGCCAAAGAUAAGGGCACAGGACGUGAGCAACAGAUCGUGAUCCAGUCUUCUGGUGGGUUAAGCAAAGACGAUAUUGAAAAUAUGGUUAAAAAUGCAGAGAAGUAUGCUGAGGAAGACCGGCGAAAGAAGGAACGAGUUGAAGCAGUUAACAUGGCUGAAGGAAUCAUUCAUGACACAGAAACCAAGAUGGAAGAAUUCAAGGACCAAUUGCCUGCUGAUGAGUGCAACAAACUAAAAGAAGAGAUUUCCAAAAUGAGGGAGCUUCUGGCUCGAAAAGACAGUGAAACAGGAGAAAACAUAAGGCAGGCCGCAUCCUCCCUUCAGCAGGCAUCUUUGAAGCUCUUCGAAAUGGCAUACAAAAAGAUGGCAUCUGAGCGAGAAGGCUCUGGAAGUUCUGGCACUGGGGAACAAAAAGAAGAUCAAAAGGAGGAGAAACAGUAACAGUCAAUUUUGGAGCAGAAAGGAAAACAUGACGCUUGGGAGUGAAGGGAUUUCCUGAGCAGAAAGGGCAAACUUCAGUCUUACUGUGUUUUUGCAGUAUUCUAUAUGUAAUUUCCUUAAUAUGUAAAUUUAGUGACCAUUAGCUGAUGAUCAUUUAAUGAGUGAUAAAUUCCAACAGUACAGAGUUCACAAUGUUCUGUCCCUAGCCUGCCAUUUUUCAGCUGCAUGUAAAAGGGGGGAGAGGAAAGGGGAUGUAUUGAUCAUUAUAAAGACUUAACAUUG